Nicotiana tabacum (common tobacco) is the source of this 1017-nucleotide messenger RNA. NCBI's taxonomy places the organism in Eukaryota, Viridiplantae, Streptophyta, Magnoliopsida, Solanales, Solanaceae. The record is from RefSeq and is a predicted model, not a curated record.
AUGAAUCCUGUAAAUACAUUUGGUGCCCUUAAAGGUGCGAAAUUUGGGAAAUGGCUUAAUCUUCUAUAUUCCCCUUGCAAAGUAGAAGAGAUUCAGAUAAAGUUCGAGCUCUGUGUCAGGAUAUCAGCGAGUGCUGGGUCAAAUGAAAAUGGGGUUUCCCCUCAUAAGAGAGGCAUAAGAAAUGGACCAAAGGCUCUAAAACCAGCGCCAGUGAUUAUGCGGUGCAAGCCUACACUAUCCAAUGCUAAUACUCUUGAUGUUCCUCUUCUUGGAAAUAAACUUACAGGGUCUGUGGUCGAGUCAAAUUACCACAUUUCUUCUGCUGCAGUGGAAUUAAGCCUGUUGCACCUUAUGCUAGCUGAGUAUGAGAGGUUAAGUUGUACCAAAGAGCAGAGUUCUUUUGUUGAAAAUUUAUUCUUCCCUCCCUCUAUGGUAUUGGUAGCUGGACUUUCUUCAAAAAAGAAGGCAGGUUCAAGAGAUGGAGCUCCUCCUCUAGCUACGUUUUAUGUUGGUUUGAGUGCCAAUGGUGCUAUAAUUCAUUACAAGCCAGAGCCAGAUAGUUGUAGCGUUGUGGAUGGGAAGGAACUCUUCCUCUUAGACAGUGGAGGCCAAUAUAUUGAUGGAACGACUGACAUUACUAGGACAGUGCAUUUCGGUGAACCAUCUGCAAGAGAGAGAGAAUGUUUCACCCGAGUACUACAGGGUCACAUAGCACUUGACCAAGCAGUUUUCCCUGAGAAUACCCCUGGUUUCGUGUUGGAUGCAUUUGCACGGUCUUCCCUAUGGAAGGUUGGCCUUGAUUACCGGCAUGGAACUGGGCAUGGUGUAGGAGCUGCACUAAAUGUUCAUGAAGGCCCACAUAGCAUUAGUUUCCGCUUUGGAAAUAUGACUCCCUUAUUGAGAGGAAUGAUUGUCAGCAAUGAACCCGGUUACUAUGAAGACCAUCAAUUUGGCAUUCGAAUUGAGGUACUUUCCCCAUUUCUCCAUAUUCCGUACCUAUAAAGAAUAGAAAGCUAU